This is a messenger RNA of Coniophora puteana RWD-64-598 SS2, 1601 nucleotides long. RefSeq lists its product as uncharacterized. The record is from RefSeq and is a predicted model, not a curated record. Lineage: Eukaryota; Fungi; Basidiomycota; Agaricomycetes; Boletales; Coniophoraceae. Bases 138 to 1496 code for a protein of 452 amino acids. The transcript has 2 exons.
CUUCAUUCUGUCUUGCCUCACGGUGCCAAGAGCACGUUUUCUGCCUAGUUGUUGUCCAGCGUAGGUGAAGACUUGGAUACUUCGUUGAAAACGCCAGAUAUCGCACUCGAAGCCGACAGGCGACAAAUAACAGGGCCAUGAUGCUAACAUCCACCCGGUCCCCCGUCAUGUCACUACCUGCCGAGGUUCUACUCAUCAUCUUCGAGGCAGCCAGUCGACAGUCGUCGCCUCGGUCCACAUACGAUCUAGACACAGAAGUGACCGCUGAUACGGAGAGGGGGGACAUAUCGCCUGAUGCAGUGCAACUUGCGUUUGUCUGCCGUGCGUGGAUGGAUGUAAUAGCGUUGAAGCCUGUUUUCUGGAAGAGCCUCAAAAUCGCGAUUGACGGCCCCACCUUCGUUCCCAGUGUCAUCAAGACAUUCUUCACUGCAUCUCGCGAUCAGCUGAUUGACCUUUCAAUCGCCCCCCUCGACAAGGACUCGUACACGCUCACCCAGGCACAAGAACAGGAGCGGAUGGACUUCAUCAUGGAACACGUCACGCCGCACUUGGGACGCUUUGCUAAGCUUUGCAUUUUCGCCUUCUGUCGCUCCACCAUCUUACAUACCGCUCGCUUCCUAGACGGUGCCAACUUGACUCACCUUUCUACGCUGCACCUGGUCUCAAAGAAAACAGACGAACACGGUUGUCUCUUGAUCCCUCGGUUAACGCUUGCCGCUCUCUCAAAACUUCACAUCGACGCGGAAAGCUUUGUAGACCUCAUUCUCGAGAAUGACACCAGCUGGGGGGACGACUCCACCCUCUUAGACCUCCACCUUACCAGGUUCAGCCCAAACUCCUCGGUCGGAGGAGAGUUAGAAGUCCUCUCCCUUGUCGAAGCUCUAGGUCAACUCAGCGAAAUCAGAGACCUUUCUCUCAUAAUAGAAGACGUCAAAUUUUCAUACCAUGGGGACGAGACGACGAAUGUGACCGUGAAGGACGUGCAGCGCCUGGAACUGCACAGCCUCGACGGCUCCUUCGUCCCCCUGAUCUGCGAUAGCAUCCGCUCGCCGGUCCUCGAACACGUCCACAUCUCGCGGUGCACCAUAUCACCCGAGUGGCGCCUGCACUCGCGCAUGCGUAUGCCCGGUCAGACGCUCCGCCUCACAGGUGUCGAGUCCAGCACUUCUCUCCUGUGCCUUAUACAGGACUUCCAAGGGCGGAAGCUGGUCGUCGAGGACUGCCCAGGAUUCGACGACUGGGUGCUCGGCGCCAUGGCCUUCUCGCUGGAAGGGCACUUCGCAUGUCCGUCCCUGACGCGCCUCGAGAUCACAGGGACGACGUUUUCCGCUGACGCACUGCGGCGCAUGUGCCUGAUGCGGCAGGCUGACGCACCGAUCGAGGAGCUGCACGUCAGCGGUGGUCCGACCAUUCACCGCGACUGGAGGAUGUGGUUCGAGAUGUACAUUAUGGAGUUCUCGUGGAAGCCAAAAAUGGACGAUGCAGAACGAUGGUGACGGCUUAUUCACAGUUAUGCUCAACGGGUAGCGUAGCUUCUGUCGGACUCCCGAGCCAUCUCAUUAGCUACGACACCGGGACGAGCGAAGGAAAGAGGAGAACAU